Molecule: messenger RNA, 3427 nt
Organism: Oldenlandia corymbosa var. corymbosa
Lineage: Eukaryota; Viridiplantae; Streptophyta; Magnoliopsida; Gentianales; Rubiaceae
Source: the annotation of a GenBank genome assembly
AUUAAAACUAAAAAUUUAAAUCAAUUAGCAUUUUAGGAUAUCUAUAAUAUUAUUUUAAGCGGAAAAAUUAAGGCUCCAUAAACAACACCUACAAAUACAAAAAGAUUAAUAAAAGAAAUGGAAAAGGAAAAUCCAAGUAAUAAUUUAAGUAAAAGAUUUCCAUUUUUGCAGCAGGCUUCAGUCACAUUCCCUGUAUUGUAAUCCAUUCUUCCGGCCUUUUCUCUUUCUACUGGGGUUUUUGGUUUUUUCGCCCCCCACUUCCCUUUUGCUCUCACCCUCUGAACUCUUUUCUUUGGCUUCAGUUUGUUCUUCUGUAACGAUCCCUUUUCUGUAUUGCUCGAGACAUUUUACAUCAACGAGCUGACCUCUGUUUAGUUGCCUAUUCACCUUUGUUUAUCCGCUGAAUGAAGGAAAAAGGGUUGGUCUUUGUUAUAGCAUUGGAAUUUGAAAAUUGAAACUUUCUAAUAGUUCUGUUGAUUUCUCUUGACUGCUAAGUGGUUUUCCACUCUGGGUUUUUGGGGUUUUAAGUGAUAAAGAUUCAAACUUUGGCUUUGGGGUUUUUUUUUUUUUUUUUUCUGGGCUGAGCUUCUUCUGUCUGGGCAGAUUGAAAUGUAAUUCUUUCUCCUCUAGGAAUAAGUGUUUUUUUAUGCAAUACUGAAUCUAAGAGAGGAAAAGGGAACUUUCUUGGCCCCUUAACUUUUACAGAGACUGAAGGUUAUGAUCGAGGCUGGAGCUGAAAGGAAGUGGAUUGAGCUUGUUCUGGUUUGAGGCGACUUUAGAGAUAUGAUCAAGCAAAUAUUUGGUAAAAUCCCUCGAAAGCAGCCCAAAGCAUCCUCUGGGACUUCCACCAUUUUAGGCUCUUCCUCAAAUGGUGGUACAAAAAAGAGGACGGAAGGAAAUAGUAACACAAAGUUGGGGGAUUCUUCUGCUGUCCAUACAGUUUUAUCUGUUGACAACAGCUCUAUGUCUACCGGCGAUAAUUAUAGUAGGUCAGAGACGAGUAAUGGGGCGACUUUGGCUAUAACUGCUGAUUCAUAUGAAGCAUUGCCAAGCUUUAGGGUUGUUCCAAGUUCUGAAAAGCAGAACUUGCUUAUCAGAAAGCUGAAGAUGUGUUGUGUUGUUUUUGACUUCUCUGAUCCUACCAAGAAUCUCAAGGAGAAAGAGGUUAAGCGACAGACUUUGUUAGAGUUAGUGGAGUAUGUGACUUCCGCCAAUGUGAAAUUCACUGAAACUGCAAUGCAAGAAGUUGUUGAAAUGGUGAGUACAAAUUUAUUUAGAGUUCAUAGUCCUCAGCCACGGGAGAACACCAUCUUGGAUGGGCUGGAUGCAGAUGAAGAGGAGCCUGCUAUGGACCCUGCAUGGCCACACUUGCAAAUCGUAUAUGAGUUUCUGCUGAGGUUUGUCGCGUCACCUGAAACCGAUGCAAAAGUAGCUAAAAGAUAUAUCGAUAGCUCAUUUGUUCGAAAGUUGCUUGAUCUUUUUGACUCUGAAGAUCCUAGGGAAAGGGAGUACUUAAAAACUAUCCUACAUCGUAUAUAUGGGAAGUUCAUGGUUCACAGGCCUUAUAUCCGGAAAGCUAUCAACAACAUAUUCUACCGUUUUAUCUUUGAAACUGAGAAGCACAACGGCAUAGCUGAGCUUCUGGAAAUAUUGGGCAGCAUAAUCAACGGGUUCGCACUUCCGCUUAAGGAAGAACAUAAGCUUUUCUUGGUCAGAGUGUUGAUUCCCUUACAUAAACCAAAAUGCCUGGGAAUGUAUCAUCAGCAACUCUCGUAUUGUAUUACGCAGUUUGUGGAAAAGGAUGCUAAGCUUGCUGACAUUGUAGUUAGGGGAUUGUUGAAGUUUUGGCCUGUCACAAGUAGCUCCAAGGAAAUUUUGUUCCUUAAUGAGUUGGAGGAAGUAUUGGAAGCUACCCAGCCACCGGAAUUUCAGCGAUGUAUGGUGCCUUUAUUUCAGCGAAUUGCCCAUUGCUUAAACAGUUUGCACUUUCAGGUGGCUGAGAGAGCUCUGUUCUUGUGGAAUAACGAUCAUAUUGAAAACCUCAUCAAACAGAACCGAAAGGUUAUACUUCCACUUAUUUUACCUGCAUUGGAGAGAAAUGCUAGACACCAUUGGAAUCAGGCUGUCCAUGGCUUGACUUUAAAUGUACGCAAAAUAUUCUAUGAUCUCGACCCUAAAUUAUAUGAGGAGUGCUCGAUCAAGUUCCGAGAAGAUGAAACAAAACAAGAUGAGGUCAGAGAGAAGCGACAUGCUACAUGGAAUCGCUUAGAACAAAUUGCUGCAGAAAACUCAGGUAGUAAUCAACAAGCUGUACUGCGUGUUUCUUAGUUGAUCCUGCCUCAUCCCAUUUCAGGUUAGAAAUAUAUAUAUUGUUUAGAUGCCUUCAUUCUCAAUGAGCCUGUCACUCUGAAGGUCCAUGAUUACGAGCUUUAUUAUAUUGUGUCUUUUUUGCCUUUAUGAGGCUCGGGCAGAGCUGGGGCCAGUCGGGAUGUAGUUGCUAAUGAGUGGUAGCGUUGAAUGUAGGGUUAUUCUUGUUGGCUUAUUUAUUGACCGGGAAGUUGGACAUAGUUGUGAAGAUUGUUAUUAGCCAAAGGAGAAAAGCACCAAGCAUAGGUUUUUGUUAUGUAAAAGAAUGAUUUAACUCAAAUCUCUUUUUGGUUUGGUGGAAGGAACAUUAUUUGCAUCAAGAUACCAAACCCAUAAACUUCUUAAAGCCAGAAAAUUCUUAUGUUUGAAAUCACUUGGAAAACCUAUUCGGACGUUUUAGAAUUGGUGCAACUGAAAGAGCAAGCAUCAUUGUAUUUUUUGCGUAUUUUUUUGUGACAAUCACAUUCAACAAUUUGCAAACUAAGCAAUAGUCAUGUAGAGACUUCAACGGAGGCCCUAGUAAAGAAACUAGGAGAGCCAAAUAAAACGAUUCGUAAUCAUUGUCUGAAUUAUUAAUAUUUAACAUAAUAAAUGGAACAAACAUUUUUGAGACAAAAUGAAUACUAAAACAUCUAUUAGCGGUCAUCAAAUUGGAGGCUCCAUUCAUACCAAUAUAUCACCACAAAUUUGGUUGGAUCUUCCAAAAUCUCUUGUCAUCAACGCUCUGAUAACAGCCUUUUCCUCCAACUCCGCUUCAUUCCUCAACUUGUCAAUCAUCCCUUUCAAUCCAACCUUCUCCAUCACUGCUACCUCGUAGCGGUUAUCAGCAUAUUGUAACCUCUUAAGCAAAUAAGAAUUGUUAGAUUCCUCUUCACUCAAUCGCGAUUCCAAUUCCUCCUUCUUAGCGAUUCUUUUCGCCCUAACCCUUCUCGAGGCUUCUCUGUUAUUCGCCCUCUUCAUCACCUUCUUAUCAACAACAUCACUUUUGACUCUUUCAUCAUCUUCAGCAUCAACUUGAUGAUGAUCAGGAGUUGCAUCAAGAUUUAAGGCUACAACUUCA